Molecule: messenger RNA, 3045 nt
Organism: Scaptodrosophila lebanonensis
Lineage: Eukaryota; Metazoa; Arthropoda; Insecta; Diptera; Drosophilidae
Product: lateral signaling target protein 2 homolog
Exons: 1
Coding region: 20-1396 (458 amino acids)
Source: RefSeq, a predicted model, not a curated record
CACCACUGUGGAUCAGGCCAUGCAGCCGCCGACGCCGCCAACGCUGUGCAGCGCAACGCUGCAACAACGUCUGGCCAUGGCCUAUCCAGAGUUGAUGCCACAACAGCAACAACAACAACAGCAAGAUGUGCGCAAAAUUAACAACCUCACCCAUACAGGUCGCAGCGCCGCCGUCGCCGUGAGCACUCCAUUAACAUUGCAAGCACCGAACACAAAAGCGACGACGACCGCGCUGACAGCGCGCAGCUCGAAAAUGUCCCGCGGGGAAUACCAGGCAUUGUCAUUGUCACUGGAGGACAACAAUGCCGAGCAGGACGUGGAGGAUGCGACGAUUUUUGAGCGGCACGCUGACAACGACGACGAAGACGAUAAUCAAAUGAAACGAAAUGAUGUGCAUUAUUUGUUGAAACAGUUAAAUAGUUUUAGUGAUAUAGAAGAAAUAGAAAUUGUUGAUAUGAAGCAAAGACAGCAGCGACAUCGCGACAGCGACACCAAAACGAUAAAACGCACAAUGAAGGCGGCAACAGUUGCAGCAACAGCAGCAGCAGCUGCGGCAGUGGCAGUGGCAGUGGCAGCUCCACAGCAGCCACCACCACAUCAUGCCCAUGCCCAUGGCCAUGGCCAUAGCCAUGUCCAUGCACACAGUCAUUCGCCGACGACCAGUUCGCUGGUUCUGUUGGCUGGCGGGGGCUCACCCACAUCCACACAUUCGCACAAGGGUGGAGGUGGCUGUUUGCGCCGCUAUGCUUCGCUGCACCAACAGCAGCAGCAUCAGCAUUUGCAACAACAGCUGUUGCAUGCAACAGACUCAAGUGCCGCCAGCUCAGCGCGACUGCAGUUCGAUGAUUAUAUAUUUGAAUCCUGCCAUUAUUUGGAGACAAACUAUUUUGCCGCUACCUAUCGCACUGCCAUGGUCGAGAGCUGCUCGCAUGAGUUCCGGCCCUCGACCACAACGCCAACAACAACGACAACGCGCUCGGACACCUUCGAGCUGCACGAGGUCGAGCCGCCGAGCGUUAUCUGCAAGGCGGGCGCCCCAGGCCCGAUCCCGACCCCAACCCCGACCCAUAGAAUAAAGUCGCCACCGCCCCAAUACUUUCAAAUGCAAACACGCAUGACCAGCAGCGGGGUACAGACUGAGCUGACGGCCGAGUCGUUGGCCCAAUUGAGUCACAGCCAGAGUAGCAGCAGCAGCAGUGGAGGCGGUGCCACGCGUGCCCCGCCCUUCUUCAGAUGCUGCUACACGCCCAUUGAUCGCUGGCGUGAACGGCGACUGGUUGCCAAAAAGCAACAGCGUUCCGAGGCGCCAACGUCCAGUUCGACACAAAAUCCUCAGCCUCCUCAGCAUCAGCAGCAACCACAACAGCCACAUAAAAAUGGUGGCCAUGCUGUCUGACACUGGGCGGAUGGCUGGCUGGCUGGCUGAAGGGCAGGGGGUCGAAAAGGUCGGUAGCUGCAACUGAUUACCAUAAUGAAACAAACAAAAAAAAUAUAAUACUAUGUAAUGUUAUAGAAGUUAAUGAUGUGCCUGUUUUUUGGUCGCUGUUUCAUUUGCGAUAUCAACAAAGUAUUCCAUUUCGCAACAGACAUAUAAAAACAAAAACAAAAUUCACUUUAUUCAUAACAACAAUUUAUUAAUUUACAUAGGCCGUGUGAAGAGAAAGCAAAACCUAAUAAAUGAUUAAUAUUAAAUAAUGAAAACAAAUAUUGUACAAUUUAUAUGCUGGCAAGUUAGUAACAAUUUUUUAUACACUCAACAAAGUAUAACUAUUAAAGCAGAAAGCAAAUCAAGACGGGCUUACACACACACACAGACACACCUAUCCACAACCACACUCAUUCAUUUACACACACACACACACAGGCAGACAAACAUUUAACACUCAUAGCCUAACCCGUGCAAAGUAAAUCAUUUGCAAUUUGUAUAAUAAAUAAUAACUAACUACAAAAAAAAAAACAAACAAAUCAAACAAAACACAGCAACACGAAAACAAAUCAAUUUAAUAAUACAAAUAACUAUGGAGUGCGAAAGCAACGCAUUGAAUAAAAUUUGUAUGCCGCGCAAUAUGUUUAAAUAAUAAGCAUCAAGUAUAAUAAUAACAAUAAUAGUUAUGCAACAAAGAAAAAUGUUAAUGUUAAAAAUACUGCGAGGGGAGAAAUUCAAAAAAUACGAAAACAAUUCUUAGUGAGAACGAGAGAGAGCUUGUAUAGUAAGUUUAACGUUAUGAAUUAAACAAAUAAAUAAAAAUGCAUAAAAAACCAAUUGAAUUAACGAACAAAGCAUACGAAACCAGCCGAGGAAAUCAGCAAACAAAUCGAGACAUUUCCGCAUAAAAACCCAGCAUUUAUUUAAAGUUGAACACAAAAUAUUCGAAAUAAAUGGACAAACAUUUAGAAAAUUCGGUGAGAUAGUUCCAGCACCAAAACUUUACUAUUAAAAACCUUUUUGUUGAGUUACAAGCAGCAGUUUUAAAGAAAUCCGUGAAAUUUGAAAUACAAAUCAAACAAUAUUUUCCACAUCAGUUUUAAGUUUUCAAAAGUUCAAUCAAAGCCAAAAUUCGGAACUAUUAGAACAUGUUUUAAAAUUACAAAUCACGAUAAAUAUUUAUAUCUAAAUGUGAAUCAACAAUAGUUUCGAUGCAAUUCGAUUGGAUGUCCUGCCUAUAAAAAAAUAAAACUGUUUCAAAUCAUACAAAUCUUUAAGCAGUAGUCUCUUGAAAAGCUCCCAAAAAAAAAUCCUCACAGUUCAUAUGGUCGUAUGCUUUUGUAAAAAUAAUAUUAACUAAUAAUUAAUAGCAACAACAACAAAAAAGAGCAACAAUGUCAAGUUACGCAUAAAUUUUAAAGCAAGGCAAAUAGUAGUUAAAGCAAUUGUUAUACAUUUAAACCGCAAAUAAUGAUUUUUGUUACAAUAUGCUUCAAAUAUCUAAGUUGAAGUUUUUCUCCUUUUUGUAUAAAGUAUUUUAACAGCUACUUAUAGCUAAUAUGAAUGGUUUUACUCUGCAAUUUUGUUACAUGUAUAAUAAAGUUUUAAUUUGUUGUUUA